Molecule: messenger RNA, 1686 nt
Organism: Dendronephthya gigantea
Lineage: Eukaryota; Metazoa; Cnidaria; Anthozoa; Malacalcyonacea; Nephtheidae
Exons: 5
Coding region: 338-1351 (337 amino acids)
Source: RefSeq, a predicted model, not a curated record
UGAUUGUCUGUUAUUUGAAGUCGCGAAAGGCAGUUGAACAUCAGUCGCCUACAGAUUGAGAGUGAAAAUACGUCAGAUUUCGAUUGUAUUUUCGGAGUUAAUUUUUGAGUUCAUUUGGGCAGGUACACAAACUUAUAUUUUACCUAAAGGAAGAUAACGAAAUUGAAAUUUGAAAGCCCAGACAAUCAACAGACGAUCUUUAGAAGUCUGUGGAAAAUAUCUGUAUAAAUAAUCACCCGCCGUGCAUGGUCAAGUGAGCGUAUCAAUAAAAGGAAUCGCCCUUGCACUAUUUGCGUCUUUGCCUGAACAAGUUCUUCAAGACUUCACUAGUGUGAUAAUGGCUUCUGAAUCGUCGUCUGCUUGGUGGUGCUGGUUAUGUGGUGGCGUUGUGGGUAUUGGUCUUCUCCUGACUGUCAUUUUGGUACCUCUUAGUUUUUCAGAUGUUGAGUAUUACGAGAUGGCAUUCGUUCAGAGAAAGUCCACAGGAACGGUAUAUACUGAUGAGGUAUAUUUUGGUGGUCGUCAUCUUGUUGGUCCCGACUUCAAGUUCAAACAUUAUCAAGCAGAUGCCCACACCGUCGAGUUUAGUUCAAAUGAUCUCGAUGUUUCAACAAGUGACAAGUUAGCUAUUCAACUUAAAGCUCAUAUGCAGUAUUUCCUCCGUGAAGAAGACCUCGCUGACCUUCACGGAAGAUUUGAUAAAGGUUACAAGCCAAUCGUUCGAAACACGGCAAAAACUGCAAUCAAGAACGCCGCAAAAACCUUCUCGAAGGAUCAAUUCCGGCAUUCAAGAGAGUUAGUGGAACGUGCUUUAUUUGAAGCAGUCCAAAUAUCAUUGGGAGGAAUCUGUUGUCGCCAGGACUGUUCUAAAUACAAGUGUCGUAAUGGCUGCAAGCCGUAUGACAUGUGUGAAGAAAAAGAUAAGGGAAUUUUUGUUGACGCAAGAUAUUUUCAGUUGCAUGAUUUUGACAUCACUGAAACUCUGAAGGAACAGUGGCUUGAUCAAGUUGUAGAACGAGAGGACAGAGAGAAAGCUGCUUUCAUUCAGAAAGAAAAGAUCGAAAGAAAAAUAACAGAGAAAGAGAAAGAAGAAUAUGAAAACAGAAUUCAGGAAGUGAAUGAAGUUGCUUCAGCUAAUAAAACAGUUAUUAACGCUCAGGCAGAGGCUGAAUCUUUGCGAUUAGUUGAAGAUGCCAGAAAUAGAGGACUUGAACUGUUGUACACAACUUUGAACUUUGAAAACGAACAGCACAAAGCAUCGUUCAACUACCUUCGAACUUUGAGAAAACACAAGAACAUUCGUUUACAUGUUAACUUUGGUAAUCUUAUUUCUGGGCCCAAUACUGCUUAGACAUAGUUGUAAAUGGUAAUUUAAUAUUAGGAACCGACGUUGAUCACAAUAAUGUAGUUUUCUUUAAUACGUGUUUAUUGCUUAUCCAGCUAAGGACUAUAGCUCUUAGAAUUUAGUAUUUUACGUAAAAAUUAUCUGCCUUUAGCGUUGUUCGUUUUAUUAUUUCGGUCCCAGUAAUGUCAUUUUGAAGUAUUGGAAGUUGUAAUAAUUUUUUAUUGGAGAAAAUACGAAGCCGAUGAGGGCAUUAAAAAUUGUUAAGUUUUGAUGCAAUUAUAUAAAUUUUGGAGCAAAAUGUGUGGUAAAUUGACAAUUUUCGUUCGAAGAAAAUGCAAGGA